This is a messenger RNA of Gambusia affinis (western mosquitofish), 4077 nucleotides long. RefSeq names its product GTPase IMAP family member 8-like. The coding region runs from base 158 to 3412 and encodes 1084 amino acids. Gene Ontology annotation, molecular function: GTP binding. Lineage: Eukaryota; Metazoa; Chordata; Actinopteri; Cyprinodontiformes; Poeciliidae. The transcript is spliced from 4 exons. The record is from RefSeq and is a predicted model, not a curated record.
CCAAUUAAGGAGGAGAAGCAGCAAAGAAUUUCUGCCACCCAGCAUAACAGAAUUAAGGCUUAUCCUCUUGGGGGAGAGCUGGUCAGAAAAGAGUCGAAUUGGAAACUCAAUUCUGGGAGUAUCUGCCUUCAACACUGAAGGGCAACCAAACUCUUCCAUGAGAGUCCAUGAAAUGAUCCAGAAGACAAACGUUGUUGUCAUCAACACCCCAGAUCUGCUUCAUCAGAAGAUUCCUCAAGACAAACUUAAAGAACAAGUGGAACAUUGUGUGAGCCUCUCUGAUCCUGGACCUCACUUGUUCUUGUUGGUUGUACAACCUGAAAGCUUCACAAAUGAGCAGAAGAAGAAGUUCUGCCAAGUCCUAGAACUGUUUAGUGAUCAAGCAUUUGGUCAUUCAGUGGUUCUAAUGUCGAAAUCUACGCCGAAGGAAACAAACUCAAACGAGCCUUUACAAGAACUGAUCAGGAGAUGCAGAUUUAACUCUCUCAUUGUUGGACAUGGUGACAUUCUGGAGACGCUGAGGUCACUUAGGAACUUUGUAGAGAUCAACAAUGAGAAGCAUUUAAUCGUCGACCAGCGGAGCAUCGGACCAAUGAGAGACGCUCAUUUGGGUUCUGCUGCUGAACGAGGUCUCAGGAUUUUACUUGUUGGAGCAACUCAGUCAAACAGGACACAACUCAGCAACUUUAUCAUCGACAAAAAAAUUGCUCGACUGCCAACAUUUUAUCAGGCCAAGCUAGAUGAGCAUGGCUGGUGGGAUGGAAAGUUAUUGACUGUAGUGAAAACUCCUGAAGUUCAGUCUCAAAAAGUGGUGAAAGAGGAGCUGAGGAGCUGCAUGGAUCUCUGUCCUCCUGGUCCAAAUGUUCUGCUGCUGGUGGUGAAACCUUCAGACUUCACAGAGAAAGACAGACAGACUCUGAAGGCCACCCUGAGUUUGUUUGGAGAAGAUGCAUUUAAACACUCAAUGAUCGUCAUAACUGAAGAAGGAAAUGAAACUAGUUUUGCUCUUAGUUCACUAAUCAGAGAAUGUGAAGGUCGAUGCUACAACCUAGUUGAGAAUAAUCACCAGAAAUUAAUGAUGAAGAUUGAAGACAUCGCCAACAAAAACAGACGUGCCUUCCUGACCAUCAAAGACGGUGAAGAAGCCAUGAAAUGUGAGCAGACCCUGCCUUGGAUAAACCUGGUUCUGUUUGGGAGGAGAGGAGCAGGCAAGACGGCAGCAGCCAAGGUCAUUCUGGGUCAGAAAGAGCUUCAGUCAGUCUCCAAGAUUUCAGAGUGUGUUAGAAACCAGGGAGAGGCGUUUGGACGUUGGGUUUCUAUUCUGGAGAUGCCUUCACUGUACGGAAAAUCUGAGCAGGAAGUAAUGGAGGAAUCCUUCAGGUGUGUCUCCCUCUGUGAUCCUGAGGGUGUCCACGCCUUCAUCCUGGUCCUACCUGUGGGUCCCCUCACUGAUGAAGACAAGGGAGAGUUACACACCAUCCAGGACACAUUCAGCUCUAGAGUCCAUGACUUCACCAUCAUCCUCUUCACCACAGACACUGAUGCUGCAGCUCCUGCUGUCACUGCAUUUAUUAAACGAGACAAAGACAUCCAGGAUCUCCUCCAGAUCUGUGGAAGAAGAUAUGUAGUCGUCAAUAACAGUGACAGGAAUCAGUUCUCUACUGUAAUAGAGUUUGUGGAAAAGAUGAGACAGAAAUCCUACACAUCAAUCGCCCUGGCAGAAGCUUACAAAGAUAAAGUCAUACAGCAGAGGAAGAGCAUCAUCAGACUACAAGCCCAGCUACCAAACCAGGCACCAAAAAUUAUCUUAAUGGGUGACUCAGAGACGGAGGAUCCUGAGUGUCUCAGGAUCGUUCUGAUCGGAAAGACUGGCUGCGGAAAAAGUUUGUCAGGAAACACCAUCCUGGGAGGAAACUACUUUGAAGCCAAACCAGCUACAAAUUCAGUCACGAAGCGUUGCCAGAAAGCCCAGAGUGAAGUGGACGGCCGUCCUGUUGCUGUGGUCGACACUCCAGGCCUCUUUGACAACAGUUUGUCUCAUGAAGAAGUGCAAGAAGAGCUGCUGAAAUGCAUGAGUCUCCUGGCUCCGGGUCCACAUGUCUUCCUGUUGGUCUUACCGAUCAGACGAUUAACACCAGAGGAGAAGGAGACGUUAAAAUUAGUAAAGGAAGGCUUUGGAAAAAGUGCAGAGAACUUCACCAUCAUCCUGUUCACACAUGGGGGUGAACUGGACCGUCAUAAUAAAUCUAUUGAAGAUUUUAUUAAGGAUAAUUCAGAUGAGUCCUUUAAGAAGCUCAUUGAGGACUGUGGAAAAAGACACCAUGUGUUGGAAAACUACCAUGACCAGAACCACACACAAGUCACAGAGCUGCUCAAAAAGAUUGAUCAGCUGGUAGAGGAGAACGGAGGCAGGUGCUUCACCAACGACCUGCUGCAGGAGGCUGAAGCAGCAAUACGGAGAAAAAUGGAAAAAAUCCUGAAAGAAAAGGAGGAAGAGAUGCUGCAAAAGAUUGACGGACUACUAAGAAAACAUCAGAAAGAAAAAGACGACAUGGAAAGGGAGAUGAUGGAGGUAAAAGCAAAAACUGAACUACAAAUUAAGCAGAAAGACAUAAAAAUCAAGCACAUAGAGAGAUGUCUCCAGGAGGCGGAGAAGGACAAGAUGAAGGAGGAAGCCAGGAGAAAAGAAGAAAAAAUAAAACUGAAACGUGAGAAAGAGGCAUGGGAAGAAAAACUGAAAACAUCUAAAAGUGAAACCGGCCUCCAGAAUCAUCAAUCCAUCCUAAAGAAACAUGAAGCCUGGGAACAAGAAGUGAAAAUGUUAAAGGAGAAAAACAAACAAGAAGAUAAACGGAGACAAAAGGAGGAGAAAAGACUGAAAGAGGAGUACGAGCGACUGAAACAAGAAUAUGAAAAACAGAAACAAGAAUAUGACAUGAGAACAGAAAAGGAGGCAAAAUACCGAGAAGAACAAGACGAGAAACAUCAGAAGGAGGUGGAGAAACUAAGAGAGACUCACAAGGAAGAAGCCAGAAAACAAGCUGAAGAGUUUAAUGAGUUCAAAGAGAAAUACAGCCAAGAAUUUGCAGCUCAGAAAAAAGUGCAUGAAAAUCAACUGAAAGACAAAGAUGAUAAAUAUGACAUGCUGAAGGCGCUGAAAGAGCUCAACGAAAAGGAAGCCAGAGCAAAGCACCACAAGCAAAUCUUUGACUUGGUGAAAUGUGUCACCAGAAAGAAAGAACAUCUGAAAAAAAUCAAGGAAUUGUUGACAAGACAUGAAGACCAGAUGAAGCGAGGAAAAACUGAGCAGGAGACUGAACACCUUCAGAAAGUUCAUGAACGAGAAAUAGAUGAACUGGUUCAGCAGCUUCUGGAUCAAGAAGGUCCAAAAUCAGUCUGCGUCCUUUCAUGAGACACAUCAGAAACUGAGCGGUAAUCCAGCAACAAUCCCAAACACGGACAGAACUACUGUUUCCGUUAUCACAACAUUUGGCUUCUUGGAACUUGGUUCUGCAGAAGAACCAAGUUCAAGUCAUUGUGUGUAAGUUCCUGAAGUUCUGCUCUGUGUUUUCUGCUGUGACAGGAAGUCCAGAGCUGCAUCAUGAAUCAUGAACAAUUAACUUUGUUAACUUUGAGUCCUGUGUGCUCUGGUGAAUUGGCCGCCUAAGUUUAAUAAAGAUUUUAUUCAGGAGUUUAUGGACUUUGUGAAGUGGCCUAUCGCUGAGACAGGAUCUCUUUCUCAUUGCUGGGAACUUCAAUGUACACGUCUUCUGUAAAUCCAGACCUGAAGGAUGAAGAGUUUUUAAACUUCAUUGACUCUUUUCACCAGACUUGGUGUUUGGCAUGACACAUGAAAACGGACACAUGCUGGACCUGGCGCCGUCUUUUAGCCUCAAUGUAAACAUGACUGAGUUCUGUGAAACACAUUUUUCUGAACAUUUUGCUUUACUGUUCUCUGUUAAACUGUCUCAGAGUUUGAUCAACUUAUAAAAAAUCCCCAAACAGCGACCUUAUUCUCUAGCAUUUUUAGCCAAAUACAUCAUUCUGAUUCACAAAACCUUAAUCCAGGUAAACUAA